Messenger RNA from Exaiptasia diaphana, 1495 nucleotides. Its product is annotated as polycomb group protein Pc. The record is from RefSeq and is a predicted model, not a curated record. The transcript has 5 exons. NCBI's taxonomy places the organism in Eukaryota, Metazoa, Cnidaria, Anthozoa, Actiniaria, Aiptasiidae. The coding region runs from base 22 to 969 and encodes 315 amino acids.
UCAAAAGAACAAAACGAAAAUAUGAACAGAGGAGGGAAAAAUAACGGGAUUUAUGCAGCCGAAACGAUACUAAAACAGCGUACCAAAGAGGGAAAAGUUUGGUACUUGAUGAAAUGGAAGGGGUAYUCRCCUCGAUAUAAUACUUGGGAGCCAGAGGAGAAUGUUUUGGACGAUAGAUUAUUGAAAGCUUAUCGCAAACGACUUGCUGAAAGCAAAGGGAAGCUGAAAAGGAAAAAAUCAAAGCACACAGAAGGAGAGCAACCUGAAGAAAAGUCCGAGCUAGACGUUGAUGUCGAAGGUAAUGAUAGCUCUAAUGAAACCGCUGUUGAUGACGAUGAGUCACGUGACGAGGGCCAGAGUACGUCAGCCGACCAACAAAUCACUGAUGUAACGAAAAAAUGUCGGAAACGACGCAAAGGAAAUGAUGCGGAAACUGCAACGAGUCCCAUCGAAUGCGACAAAGAGAAUACAGAAACGAAAGAAACAUCACAAGCCGCUAUGUCGACUGACGACGUCUCCUUGGAAACGCCCCAGGAAGAGGCRCCUUGUGAACCAAAUGAAGACGUCGGAGAGAGCUCAGAGGUGAAUCCAGUAGAGAGUGUUACCGAAGAGGAACCACCGCCCUCGACAAGAGCCGAACCUGCGAUUUCGUCCGUGGCUGAACCAACAAGUUCGGCAGUCAACCUUAGCGAUUGUAUACCUGUCAAGGCAGAAUCCCCGCCUGCUCAAAAAUCACCCGACACGAGCACUGUAUCAAUUCGGGAAGAUCAUACGCUGCAAGAUCACAAAGUCUUGGAACAUCAGCCAAAACAACAGGACAAAAAGAGUGUACUCUCUAAAUCAUCGCAUUUUGAUUUUCUCGCCAAUAGUAUCAUCAUCACAGACGUUACGACUGAUAGAGGUACAGUCACCGUCAAGGAGUGUUCCGCCUAUGGGGACUUCUUUGGUCCUGAAGCUGGAAAAUCUUAGUAUUCACACUUAUGAAGAACUCAAACGUUGUAUAACCGCUAUGUAUUUUUGCUGCUGAGCAAUGCGAAUUCCACCUUGGAAGGUUUGCGGAAAACUGGAGAUUGCAUCACUGAAAGGAACCUUAUCAAGUUGAUAUGCAUUACCGGUGUUUGCUAUUGCUUAAUGAUUUUUAGUCGCACACAAUGGAAUCAAGACGGUGCCGUGGUGCUUAUUCCUUAAUAUAUAUUUGUUCACGAUUCACGACUUUCCAUACUCAGGUUCAGUGACUACGAACAAAACAUUGAACCGAGGCGUCAGGGUACACUGAGCACAGAUCUUUUCUUUUCUGCUCACUGUACCUUGACGCCUCGGUUCAAUGCUUUGUUCAUGGUUACUAGACCUGAGUAUGUAAAGUCGUGAGUUGGCUGAGCUUUUUGCACGGCGCAUCCGUCUUGAUUCGUUUGUGUUUCAGACUACUGAUUUGUACUUGGCAAGUCGGCUAUUUGGUAGGUCACUAUUCACCAAUUACAAUUCACUCAAUUGAUAA